CGCGGCACUUCCUACGUACCUUAAAAUCAAGAGGCCAAGGAUCGCGCUUUUUGAUCAAAUCCAAAAGACCCCACCGAGCGACUGUGAAGACUCACCUUACCGCCACCGCUGCUUGUUUUCUCGUCAAAUUCUUCCAAGUCCCAUUCACCCCUCUCGCCUUGCCUAUUCAUUUCUCGCGAGCAAACGCGAGGCUCACUUCCUAGCUCGUGCCACCCACUGGGCGCCUCAACUUUAGCAAACAACUCAACCGCAAGGCUCAUACUCCAGUCGCCAUGGCCGACAUGUACAGCAGACGAAACAAGAAGCCAAGACUACUCACCGAAGCAGAGAGAGAGCGGCUUGAGGAGUUCCUCGAACACAUUCACUAUUCCGCCAGAUAUUCGGACGAUGAAAAUGAAUACCGCCAUGUGCAGUUACCGAAGCAGAUGCUCAAAAUUAUUCCCAAGGACUACUUCGAUCCUUCCACGGGCACGCUGAAAUUGCUUUGGGAAGAGGAGUGGAGAGGCAUUGGCAUCACUCAAAGCCUAGGGUGGGAACACUACGAAGUUCACGAACCCGAACCACACAUUCUCUUGUUCAAGCGACCAAUCAACUAUCAACCACCCGUUCACGAUCAGUAAUUCACUUUACCUUCUUCUCGAGUCUUUUACAUUCCGAGCUUCGUUUAUUUCGGCUUCUAGAAUCUCAUUGGCGUAACAAGAGGGAUCGAAGAAAUUCUCCCAACUGGCAAAAAACUCCACCGUUCUCUGCCUAGCCACGGGGCUGUGACGAAACGCAGAUGAGCUGUAUUUGCUUGAUUUAAUAUCCAAUUAGUCCGCC
Molecule: messenger RNA, 819 nt
Organism: Xylona heveae TC161
Lineage: Eukaryota; Fungi; Ascomycota; Xylonomycetes; Xylonales; Xylonaceae
Product: cyclin-dependent kinase regulatory subunit
Exons: 5
Coding region: 273-620 (115 amino acids)
Biological process (GO): regulation of mitotic cell cycle
Cellular component (GO): SCF ubiquitin ligase complex; cyclin-dependent protein kinase holoenzyme complex
Molecular function (GO): protein kinase binding; ubiquitin binding; cyclin-dependent protein serine/threonine kinase activator activity
Source: RefSeq, a predicted model, not a curated record